Molecule: messenger RNA, 1535 nt
Organism: Chaetomium strumarium
Lineage: Eukaryota; Fungi; Ascomycota; Sordariomycetes; Sordariales; Chaetomiaceae
Product: mitotic checkpoint regulator, MAD2B-interacting-domain-containing protein
Exons: 1
Coding region: 187-1419 (410 amino acids)
Cellular component (GO): nucleus
Source: RefSeq, a predicted model, not a curated record
UCCUAGGCUAACCUAUCGAUAAGAGCCAUCAUAGGCCACUGGCACGGAUCUUCUUGGCACUUUCAUCAGACAUCAGACAACUCCCCUACGCCGGCCACAUCUUAUCUCUGGCAAAGAUCCAGCACUUGCCGCAAACGAUCUGAUCCGGUGUAGUGCGCCUAAAGCCACGUGUCAACAGUCACAGUCAUGGGCCUAGUCGACUAUUCGGAUUCGGAAUCCGAAACCGAAACCGUGGGCCAGCAAGCGACUUCCGCAGCGCCUGUACCUUCGAAGAAGCAUUUCCAGAAGCUCCUCGAUCGCUCGUCCGGCUCUGGCAAGAUUGUUGUCAACCUCCCAGCAGCAAGUUCUACCACCGAUAACAGCGCCGAUGAUGAGCGGCCGCCCGCAAAGCGGGCCAAGAUAACCGGUGCAAGCAGGUUCAGCGGCCUCAGCUCAUUCCUGCCGCCACCCAAGAAAACCGGGGCCGCCGCACCUGCGGCGUCAGAGAGGAAGCUAGGCACAGCACCCGCGCCCGGGGUACACUUGCGGACGGCCGCCGAACCGGCAUUCGUCCGACGUGGUAGCGGGACCGACCUGGACGACACAGACGAUAUCGAUGGCUCCUCACGGUCGUCUGACCUGAACCUACGCCCUCCUACUUCGAAAGGCCCAUCAAUACCCGAAGGCCAAAAACCAGAAGAGGAGGUGAAGCUAGUUGGUAAGCCGUUGAUGUUCAAACCUCUGUCGGUGACCAGGAAGAAGACGCCGGCGAAGAACAAGAAGACAGAGGCCGUCGCAGUCGCAGCCAGCGCAGCCGCCGAGGCAGUGGCUCCGCAAAGGGGCUCGCCCAGCACGGUGACGGUUACAGCACCAAGCACAGAGCCGCCGCCGCCGAAGAAGAAGAAGGUUUCCCUCUUCUCCGUGGCCGAUGACGAGCCAACUCCAAACACCGCCAGUACAGCCCCCGUAGCAGACAACUACGCACCCAUGUACCCCACCGGUCCCGGCGCCUUCCAAGAAGAUGAUGAAAGCGACGUAACCUCUGCAUACCCAGUCUACCAGCACCAUCCACCUUCAACCCAAACCCAAGAAGAACAACAACCACAGCCCUUAACGUCCCUCGCCGACGGCCUGUCCGCGGCAGCGCGGCGCGAACUUUUUGGCCGCAACCGCGGCGGCGCCGAUGCCGCGUCAAUGCUGAUCCCGCCGAACGCAAAGGUGAUCAGUUUCGACAUGGAGCGCGAGUACGCGCACAACGAGUCGCUGCGGGCGUCGGGCGCCCAGCAGGCGUACAAUCCGGUCCGGUCGAUCGCGCCCGGCAAGCACAGCCUGCGGCAGGUGGUCAACAUGGCGCAGAGUAACCAGAGCGCGCUGGAGGAGAGCUUCGCGCGGGCCAAGAGCAACCAGCGAGAUGCGGCGGGGCGGUAUGGGUGGAAGUAGGUCCGUGCUGGGUAUGGGGCGGUUUUGGGUGUGCUGCGUGUAGGCUAGCGGAGGAAGACCUGGCAGAGGUUGGAGAAUGAUACCCUGGUGUAUACCUAUAUACAAUGAACCUGAUA